Messenger RNA from Danaus chrysippus (African queen), 540 nucleotides. The record is from the annotation of a GenBank genome assembly. NCBI's taxonomy places the organism in Eukaryota, Metazoa, Arthropoda, Insecta, Lepidoptera, Nymphalidae.
AUGUCAACAAUAGAAGAUUUUUUAAUAGUUCCCUGGGUAGGACCAAGCUGUUGUAAAAACAAUCUGACCGUAGCUGUGAUUUCUUCUGAUGGUCAUAUUAUAGAAAGUGUUUCUGAAUCUAUAAUAGACGUUCACACCAAAGGAGAAUAUAGAUGGAAACUCGUUGUACUGCGGUCUUUUAGUUUAGAAGACAUCGUAAGACAGUCAGAUUUGACUGGUAAACUAGCUAUAGACUUCGUCGUGCUAGCGAUGGACACGAGUAGAAUCUUCUGCGUUGAAUGGGCGAGGAAAAUGUUAGAACAAGUGCAUCCAGAUCUUAGAAUACGACGAGUGGUGCUGUUAAAUACUAGUGGUUUACCAAUAAACACUAUGGCUGUGAAUGCUAGUGAAAUAAUAUCAUUUACCACAGAAAAUAAACUUGAUUUAAUAAGUGGCAAUAUAUCAAAACCAGAAGAUUCAAAAUUUUUGGCCAGUAGGAUAUUAAAGUAUAUAGAAGUCUCUAUUGGUGUUAAGACUGGUAUACCAAAUCUUAAUAUUUAA